Corythoichthys intestinalis (scribbled pipefish) is the source of this 3944-nucleotide messenger RNA. RefSeq lists its product as uncharacterized. Gene Ontology annotation, molecular function: transmembrane protein transporter activity. The record is from RefSeq and is a predicted model, not a curated record. Gene Ontology annotation, cellular component: mitochondrial outer membrane translocase complex; mitochondrial outer membrane. Lineage: Eukaryota; Metazoa; Chordata; Actinopteri; Syngnathiformes; Syngnathidae. The transcript is spliced from 10 exons. The coding region runs from base 140 to 1138 and encodes 332 amino acids. Gene Ontology annotation, biological process: protein import into mitochondrial matrix.
CGGUGACACACAACAGCUGGAGGAACAGUUCCUUCAUUCCACCCCCUCUAAAAGGCUCUUCGUAUUCACCCAAGUUGGCAGUGUUUCCAAUGUAUCGCUCCCGAUUUCUUCCUGGAAUUUAAGAAAGUGUUGGAGCCCCAUGGGCAGUGUUCUGGCUUUGUCUUCUGGUCAGGGCCACCAGAACUGGCCAUUUUCUACGGACCCCCCUCCUUCUCGUUGGGAUGCACAUCCCGCUCAUUGGUACAGCCCGCCACGCUGGGAGAGGAGAGAUGGACGGCUACCUAACCCUGGCAGUUUUCAUUCCCUUCACAGAAGUUGCAAAGAUGUGUUUCCUCAGCAGAUUGAGGGAGUCAAGAUGAUUGUCAAUAAAACUCUAAGCAGCUUCUUUAAGGUUAGUCAUACCCUCCACCUCAGUGCUGUCAGUCCUUCGUACUAUCGAUUCCAUGUGGAGCAUCUGCAAUCUGAUGAUUACAGCAAAGACAAAGAUGCCCCCGCUUUGAUCGGUGAGAUGGAUUCCUCGGGCAGUCUGAAUGCUCACGCUUUGCUGCAUCUUACUGAACGUGUACGAGCCAGAUCUGUUUUCCAGACCCAGCAGUCUCAGUUUGUAACGUGGCAAUUUGAAACGGAGUACAGGGGGAGCGACUUCACCGCUGCUGUUACAGUGGCAAAUCCAGAUGUGCUUAGAGAAUCAGUUAUUCUAGUGGCUCACUUUCUACAAAGUGUGUCCUCUAGUCUGGUGUUAGGAGGUGAGCUGGUCUACCACAGAGGCAGAGCAGAAGAGGGUGGAAUCCUCACACUGGCUGGACAGUAUUCAAGACCAAACUGGGUAGCAACACUGAAUGCUGGGAAAGGAGGUGCCCACGCUAGCUAUUAUCACCGGGCUAACAAGCAGAUCCAAGUAGGGGUGGAAUUUGAGGCCAGUACCAGGACUCAGGAGACUACAACGUCAUUUGGAUAUCAGAUGGAACUACCAGAGGCUAACAUGGUCUUUCGAGGUAUGAUAAACAGUCGCUGCAUCAUAGGUGGAGUGCUGGAAAAGCGAUUAAGCCCGCUCCCUGCCACGCUAAUUAUGGGGGCUUUUGUCAACCACCGCGGUGACAAGCUGCAAGUAGGUCUAGGUGUCAAUGUUGGACAAUAAGAUUCUUUUUUUAAUGCUGGAAUGACUGUUGGCGUUGACAACUGGCAUAUCGGGGAGGGAAACACCCAGAAACUGCUUCCAGGGCUCGGUCCGGACACCCGAUCCCUCUUGACAAGUCAACUACGGGAAAUACCAUUGUAACGUGGUCUCGAACUCGAGAAAAAAUCCUGAAAUCAGUGCACUGUCUGUUUCAAAACAUUCUACCUCUGAAACGAAGGGGGUUUAUUUAUUUAUAUUUUGUUGCUGUCCAAUUAAGCAGAAAUACUUACUAGUAGGCUGCGUUCAGACUGUUGGCAUAAUCUGAUUCAAAUGAGAUGCCUCCUCAAAUCUGAUGUUUUGGGGCUGACUGUUCACACUAUUUUGAGAUAUUUUGGGCUACGUUAUUGACACUUCACAGGUUGCUGUGGCAACGAUGGCGUCAUCCAGUAUAGAGCGACAUCACGGACAGUCAAAUCCAAUUUGAGGUGUUCGGACUAGGCAUGUGCUGGUAUGAGAUGCAGACUGUAUGAUAACCUUUACGCAAAAGUAUUGCGGUAUUGCAAUUACAGCUCUAAAAUGUGUUGUUUUGGGAUGUCUGGGUUAAAAAAAAAAACUUUUUUCUAUUCAAACGGAUUUUUAUUUUUCAAAACAUCAGCAAAUUGUAACAUAAGUAUAAUGUUAAAAUCAGUUUUAAAAACAAACACACACAAAAAAAAAAAAGAAAUAUUCUAAAUUCAAAUAAAUGCAGUCCUUUAGCUAAGCCUAAACCCACAGCUCAACAUUAUUACCAUCAUAGAGAAAAUAAUUGAAUUAUUUUCCAUGAAAAGCACGCGUGUAUGACUCUUUUACAUUAUAUACUCUCUUUCUCAACACAGACAGUUGCCAGAGUGGCAAAAACACUACGUUUUACCACUUCUAGACACACUAAACACGCUGGAGUUAACACUCGUAGCAGGUGGGAAACGUUCACAACAGCAUUUAUUAACUUUUAAUUUGUAUAAAUGCGAAAUCAUAUUGGAGGUAUUGCCUCCUCAGCAGCCACCCUCCGCAAACAUGGCCCUCCUCUUCUACAGUGGUACGAAAAAGUAUCUGAAUCUUUUGGAAUUUCUCACAUUUCUGCAUAAAAUCACCAUCAAAUGUGAUAUGAUCUUUGUUAAAAUCACACAGACGAAAAAACAGUGUCUACUUUAACUAAAACCACCCAAAUGUUUAUAGGUUUUCAUAUUUUAAUGAUAUUAUGCAAACAAUGACAGAAGUGAGAAAAAUAAGUAAGUAAACCAUCACAUUCAAUAUUUUGUUAUUUUGAUAUUCAUGUGGAGCAAGCCCCCCCUUAAUCUCCCGCAAUCAAAUUCUUCCACUUUGGAGGCAGGAUUCAGAACUUUUCAUCUUCGCCGACACCAUAUGCACGCGAAGCGAUUCCGCUACUCAGUCAUUGCGUCUUUGUGUCGCAGAGUCGCCAAGUAAACUGCCCCUAAAAAUCAGAUUUUGCCAGCUGGUCUGAACAAGGCUUAAGUGGACUUGUGUAGAGGCUCAACCACAAAAUUGCGGGAUCUACUAAUGCAAACAUUUUAUUACAAAAGAUUGUGAUAGCAAGAAAAAACAGUGCUAUUUUAAUGUUUUUACUGCAAUGUAUGCUACCUUUCUGUAUAGCAGAAAAGGAACACAAGCAUGAUGAUUUAAUGAUAGAACCAACUUGCAGAUCAAAAAUCUGUUUUGUCUCGGUUACCAAGUCAAACAUGAUUAGUUUACCAUUCGCUACUUUUUGGCAUUUGUGCUAAAAUCGCGCAAACAACAGUGAAAUGGUUGUGAAUUUUGAAAUAUACGGGAACAAAACAGUGGUGUAUAUUCAGUCGAGUAUACCAGCAUACAGGUGCUCUUAACAUUUGACCCAUGAGGACCAAGUAAUGAAUUGUACGGAAGGUUUGCACAGUACUUUUCUGUAACAUGCACUAUUGCACGCUCCACUCAUUAUUUAUGUAUUUAUUGUAUUAUUUAUGUUAUUUAAAAAAAGGAUGUGGAUGGGAGUGUAUUUUUGAUUUAGGUAAUUAAACUCUGUUAUUUCUAUUGUAUAUCACUGUUUAUUUUUUUUCUACCAAUCGGUGCACUGGAUAAAACUCAAAUUCUUGCAUCCAAUUCAGGAGCUGUAGCAAGAAUGAUGUAGUCACCGCAAAUGGAAUCAACAAUAUUUUAACAAAUAUAUAUAUUUUUAAUCAAAAGUGCUGCUUUUUUCCCCAAAAGCUGUUUUUUUCUAUUGAUAUUUAAAGGGACUAUGCGGGUUUUUUAGAGUUGAUUUAAAAUACUUUCCUACUCCAUACAUGCUCUACCAAUGCCCUGAUGAGUACACAAAGCCCUGGCAUUUUAACUGAGACUCCCCUAAAAAGUAUUUUUCUUCCCUUCAGUAGAGAGUGUUUCGGGUCCAACACUUUGGGUGGAAAUGUGCACUUACACAAGCAGUUUCACCUAGCCUCAGUCUAGUCUCUUCUUGGCAAAAACACAUUUCUAACUCUCACUUAAGACUUGCUGCUAAUUGUAUUUACGUUUCUGGUGCUGAUUUGAUGGACCAAACGCUUUAGGCCAUAGUUGGCAGUCACGAGUAAAAAAAAAAUGACAACUCCAUAUAGUCCCUUUUAAAUAAGGUGUAUCUGAUACAGUGGUGGAACAAAUGUGAACAGGGCCUGGGUGCGAUGAGCAUAAACUGGACAAGCCUCGUGGUAUGUCUGAUGGGAAGUGCGAGGUGUUCUAGGGGACAUUUAUUCGCGGGCUCCUCAAGAUGAUUGUCCGGUGUGUGUGUGUGUGUGUGUGUGUGUUGGGGGGGUUCAAGUGGAAU